Cyphellophora attinorum is the source of this 2052-nucleotide messenger RNA. RefSeq names its product Oligosaccharide translocation protein RFT1. The coding region runs from base 1 to 2052 and encodes 683 amino acids. Gene Ontology annotation, cellular component: endoplasmic reticulum membrane. Gene Ontology annotation, biological process: dolichol-linked oligosaccharide biosynthetic process; glycolipid translocation. The record is from RefSeq and is a predicted model, not a curated record. The transcript has 2 exons. Lineage: Eukaryota; Fungi; Ascomycota; Eurotiomycetes; Chaetothyriales; Cyphellophoraceae.
AUGUCUGGAGGCACAGCCCUCCUCAUACUAACGCAGUUGGUCUCACGAGGGUGCACGUUCAUUGGCAAUCGCUUGGUCCUCAACUACUCGUCACCGACUCUUCUCGGCAUCGCUGUUCAGCUCGAGCUUCGCUCGAUCACGACCUUGUACUUUGCUCGCGAGUCACUUCGAGUAGCACUACAGCGACAGCCACAGGUAGCGAUAUCCGAUACCAGUGCGGACACAAUUUCGACAUCCAACAAGUCUGGCGAUCGUUUCAAUCAGCUUCAGGGCGCCAUCAACACCUCAUAUCUCGUCGUUGUUCUCGGGCUUGCAGUAGGAUCUAUUCUGUUCAGCCAAUACCUCGCACGUGCGUCAGAUGAAGUCGUCUUGUCUCCAAGCUUCCCAACUGUCCAUCUACUGUAUGCUAUUGCUACAGUCGCUGAGCUGAGUUCAGAGCCUGCGUUCGUUGUCAUUCAGCAGCAGGGUCUCUAUGGCGCACGUGCCACUGCUGAGUCGAGUGCUGCUGUCGCGAAGGUGUUGGUAGCAUUGGGCAUGGCUGUGUUCGAACAUUCCCGUGGGAGCUCACCCAGUGCGCUGCCUUAUGCAGCAGGACAGCUCGCUUACGGCCUUACGAUAGCUGUCCUCUACUGGCGAGCGGCUGGAAAGGCUUCGAGGCCCACUGAGGCAUCACUCCUGCCUGGCGGCCUGCACACCCAGUCGGCUCAGAAGAACACGCGCUGCUUGGACUGGACGCUUUACUUCCAGUCGACAUUCAAGCAGGGCCUUACGACGGGCGACCAGUGGCUUCUGGACUCUGUGGCACCGCUUGCGGACCAAGGCGCCUUCGCUAUCGCCAGUAACUAUUCUGGCCUGCUGGCUAGGCUCGUCUUUCAACCCAUUGAGGAGUCAAGCCGGAACGUCUUUGGACAGUUGCUUAAUACUCCUGGUGACGCCACCAGCGACGUGAACACGAGCGAACACCAAGAGACCUUGGCGGCCGGAAGGAUCGCUGAAACAACAACGUCGAGUCCUUCAAAGAUCGCUCGCGUUCUUCGCCAUCUGUCCCUCAUCUUACACACCUACACCUUGGUCAGUCUCCCGAUACUUGUCUUCGGUCCUCCGCUGCUCCCAGCUCUAGUCCCUCUCGCUCUACCCCGCGAAUUCCGUAACGACUCCACGACUACUCUUUUCCAAUCUUACGUCUUUUAUCUCCCACUGAUGGCGGUCAAUGGGGUCAUCGAUGCCUUCGUCACAAGCGUAGCUACGCCCGCACAGCUAUGGUGGCAGAGCGUAGGCAUGAUCGGCUUCACGGGACUGUAUGGUGCAGCAGCCUGGCUUUUCCUGAGCAUAUGGGGUACGGGACCAGAGGGGCUCGUAUGGACUCAGACAGUCGUCAUGCUUGCGCGAGUGGCGUGGGGCGUGGCCUUCGUCUCAUCGUGGAUCGAAAGGACCCGACAAAUACGGCAGAAACCUCUUGUUUCAGGCUUGGACAAGCAUGCAUCCGCCAACGGUCUUUCCGACAGGCCCGGAAGCAAUACAGAACACGAGCUGGAUGAUGAUUGGUCUGGUGUCUCGCAACGAAGCUUAUCGCUGACCACAGCAGCGGCGAUUAAACGCCAAACAGCAGAAUCAUACCCAAAUAGAAACCUGCCCACCCCUACUACCUUCUGGCCCACGACCUUUCCCAGCAUGUCCAUCAUUCUCGCCUCCGGCGCGAUCUUCUCCAUUCUCCGCACCAACCUCUACAAGAGCACGCCACCCAUCGACCGCGCCUCCCCUUCUAUCAUUAUUCCAAAAUAUCAGCUUGAUCCACGCCUCGAUCUGUCGCUACCGGGAACACUUCGACAGAUGGGCUACUUUGCACUGGCCGCGUUGUGCAUGGCAGUCGCGAUUUUGUACGAGGAGGGUGCUUUUCUGGGGGAGCUCGCUGGCGAAGUGCUGCCUCAGAAUUUGCAGCGAAAAUUAUGGGGAAUGGUUGGGGAGGACUGGAAAAACUAUCUGUUGGGGCUGUCGAGUGGACGAGACGGAAAGCAAGGUACGGGUGAGAACGAAGGGAAGAAGUAUCUGUAG